Hyaloscypha bicolor E is the source of this 2808-nucleotide messenger RNA. RefSeq lists its product as uncharacterized. The record is from RefSeq and is a predicted model, not a curated record. Gene Ontology annotation, cellular component: nuclear periphery; anaphase-promoting complex. Lineage: Eukaryota; Fungi; Ascomycota; Leotiomycetes; Helotiales; Hyaloscyphaceae. Gene Ontology annotation, biological process: positive regulation of mitotic metaphase/anaphase transition; anaphase-promoting complex-dependent catabolic process; protein K11-linked ubiquitination. Gene Ontology annotation, molecular function: protein binding. The coding region runs from base 114 to 2450 and encodes 778 amino acids. The transcript is spliced from 8 exons.
GCGUUCUGCAUCUUGACAAAUGAGUCGGUCCAUCUUUGUCCGAACACUGAACAUGUGCCAACCUCCCAAAUCACCAAGGAUAUUGACCCGAAGAUACAAUCACAAAGGGCAACAUGGAACGGCCUUCGGUUCUUCAAACCGUGGGCGAAAAGGCUCUCCACCAACCAGCACAUCCUGAUCUUAUCACCUACUGCCCGUCUAUGGACUUGAUUGCUCUCGUUACAACAGACCAACAAGUUUUCAUAUAUCGUCUCAAUGGUCAGCGGGUGUAUGGCGCAACUCAGAAGACGGGAAAGCUGAGAGUUGAAAGCCUUCGAUGGAAACCAAAUGGCCAGCUGCUGGCUAUUGCCUGGAGUGACGGAUCCGUCCGCCUGGUCGGCGCCGAGAGCAGCAAAAUUGUGCACCAAUUUACCGCUGGAGACAUGGUAUCCGGCGUCACGUGCUUAGGAUGGGCCACCAACCUCACCAACAAAAGCUCCAGUUCUGUGAGUGCUGGUAAGGGCUUUGGCUCCUGGGGCAGCUUUCUAACCGCAAAUGGAAUCUUUUCUGAGGAAAAGACGCCUCUGGACUUACCCCGAGACUUGUCUCUUAUCGACAUUGAGACUAGUUUGCCGAAGCUGAGCGUCCUUGCUACAGCAGGAACCUCGGACGAUGCGUUCAGUUCGCGGCAGUCCCUGGAUACCAUUUUCCGCCCAUUUGAUUCGAAAGACAACAAUGCCGUUGAUGUGAUGGUAGUUGGCACAAGAGAAGGAACAAUCCAUCUCAGCAUAUAUGACUCCUUUGUCAUUGGAUCUUUCCCUUCUCCAGUGGUUGUCGACUAUAACCCAGCUCACCUUACUCGUCACGCAUCUCAUGAAAAGUACUCCACGCACUCUUUGUUAAUGAGGUCUGCUUCUUCCGACCAUCUAUUCCUCGUCCCCAUGGAUCUUCGAUUUAUUUCUGCGUCCAGCGAAUAUCUAUCUCUACUCGCAUCCAAGUCGACAGCGUUCCAGAAUCUUCUGAGAUACAUUCAUCAGGUUCAGCUCUUGAUGGUUAGUGAAUGGAAGACUACGCAAGAGCUUCCAAGCAGGUUCCUCCACAAUAUCAACGAAACUCUUGGAGAAAAGGGCAACGGCGAUAUCGUCCAAGCAUUGUAUCAUUCUGUUGCGACAGGUCACACUUACCCUUCUGUGCGGGAAUGGCUUGUGGAUGAGCUAUCCGAGAGAGGUCAUAAACGAUGGGAUAAGGCUGUCACCACCGGGCUUGAAAAUCUAAGACGCCUUGUUCACGAAAAUAUGCUUCCGGCUUUAGACCGAUGCUCCGUAAUUCUGAGCCGGUUCGCUGGUAUUGCGAAAUUUCAAGGUUCAAACGAGACUGUGGGCUUCACGGUUCAGCAGAUUAAUCUUAUUGUGGAUACGGUCGCUUGUCUGCACCUCAUCUCAUCUAAAAUUCUGAUCCAGGUCGUUGAUGAGCUUGAUCUCUUCGCUGCUUUCUCAAGCUGGGUACGUUACGAGAUAGACAGGCUUGCAUCAGACUUUUCGGCUUCGCCAGAAGAUGACAAGGUUGAGAAGGAGGCUUCGAUAGAUCAUAGCAAGGUGUUGCAGUACCUGCAAACUGUACUGACUAACAGUCCCUUGGCGAUUUACUUCAACGCCUCCCUACCCGAAGACCAUGACAAUAGUUGGAAGCAUGCCGAGCAAGGUCUGCCGAUAUACGACCUUCUUGAGAAGCAACUACAGAAGCAAGAGCGAGGGCUCCCAUACAUGAAAACGCUUCCCCGCGUCGAUCUCCUUUGCAAGCUCUUGGCUCGGCAAGCAAGUACCGUUUUCGGCCAAAUUGCUGAGGCAGAAAAACGGAACGUGCUAUUUGGAAAGGUAUAUGAGGUCGGGAUUACCGAGACUGCUGGGCCAAUUGACAUGAGAAUGAGUCCAGUAGAUUUGUCUGCCUGUCGGACCCAUAUUGCGUUUGUGCCAGAAGGCUAUCCAAACAUUGUUCAGGUUAUCCGUCUUGGAUUCUUCAUCGAAAAUGGAAUAAGUCGAGUCCACAACAUCGAUUCGGCAUUGGUCCAGCUUGGGGAUGGGCGGAUCAAAGACGUGAAGUUCAUGGAUGACAAUGUCUUGCUUGUCCUCUGGGAUUCCAACGGGACAAGAAGCCUUCUUGGCCUGUUCUACGACACCAUGCCACCUGGUCUAGGAGCGCCUCAUCUGAAAUACUCAUCUUAUAUGCAGAAUGGCGGCCCCUAUAGUCCAACAGUCUUCAGUAAUGAAGACAUAAAAGCUCGAUUGUCCAAAUACCAAAUCGCCAACCCGGGUUCGUUUACCCCAGAACGAAUGGAGGUUCGAGAGCGAAGUCAACGAAGAGAGAAAGACGACACACGCAGAUUAGUGUUCUUGAGAGACGACAAGAUGUACUACAAGGUGUUCAAGUUCGAAAAUGCCACUGGGGCGGAUGGGGAUAUUCCAAUGUCAUGAGCUGCCUAGCGAUCGUUGAGUUCGGAGCCGUGCACCGAAGGUAUCUCGCCAAUGAAAAAUUUGAGAAGGUGCUGUCAAUGUGAAGCUAAGAUAUGCCAGACUGUUCUACUGCGGCCGGCGCUAUGUUGGCGUGCCUGUGCUUGCCCCGUCGGGGUACAGUGAGCAGUGGAUGCGCUCAAGGGCCAACCACAUUGCGCAGAAGUCCCAGGGUAAGGCAGAUAUUGUAAACGUAGGCCUGCAAAUCAAGUCUCUGAUAGGGAAAUUGGUGAACGCGGACCGAAAAGAGGGCUAUUAAAAUUUGUAUUAGUCCUCCUCACCAGACAUCCAGAGGCCGAAAUCAACGUGAUGCCUUACUCAG